Molecule: messenger RNA, 8119 nt
Organism: Labeo rohita (rohu)
Lineage: Eukaryota; Metazoa; Chordata; Actinopteri; Cypriniformes; Cyprinidae
Gene: crim1
Product: cysteine rich transmembrane BMP regulator 1 (chordin-like)
Exons: 17
Coding region: 802-3885 (1027 amino acids)
Cellular component (GO): extracellular region
Molecular function (GO): protein binding; serine-type endopeptidase inhibitor activity
Source: RefSeq, a predicted model, not a curated record
ACAAAAUCGUGCUGUAGGUGCGCAGCCACACAAACUGGAGAUUCUUUCAAAGUUAUGCGGGCCCCACAUUCCUCACGUGCACCUUCACCAGCGGGAACUAUAUCACAGACUCCUGCAUUUGAGCGUGUCGUGUUACCAGCAUUUCCUGUGUCUCAUAUCUGGAACGAACGAACGAACUCUCCAAUGGAGCAAAGUAAUGCGAGAUGGGAGUGGUUCCGUUAUGAGGUCACGGUGAGGGACUGAGCUGAACGCUCAGCAGCGAGCGCAAGCGGUAGACAUGAGACGGACGCGAUAGCUGGAAACAUUUAUUCACACAGCUGAAUGAAUCUCUGCUGGCAACAAAAAAACAACAGGACCGCGUUUCCUUCGACAGGGAACUACUGAAAAGACAUCGCGCGUUGGCUUUAUAGGCGCAGGACAGGCUUGCAUACGAAGGACUCCAAGGAAGAGACGCGUGAGGAAAGUUUUCCUACGCGAAAACAAACUGGACGGAACAGUGCAGAAAUCGUGACGCAUAAGCCAUGCACUGGUUGUACAGCGUGGGAUAGUUCUUCUGGUGUCGUUCGCUUGAAGGGGAUGCCUUUUUGGUGGCUUUCUUCAACAAAAGUUUGACGCCGGGAACGCCGUAUUAUUCUGCUCGACAAGAAAACGCGUCUUUUCCGAACGGAACAUUUCUCGGGCUCGUCCUGAGUCGCUGUUUUCUUCUGUUAUUUGUUGGUUUGGCUGGAGGAUCCGUUCCUCAUCGUGUAGUUUUGGGGGACAGGGGGUGGGUUGGAUAUCUGUAUUUUUCACUUUUCCUUCAUGGCCUCCUCCAGGAUGUAUCUUCUUAUGAAAUGCAUGCUGAUUCUCCAACUUGUGCUGUUGAUCGCGAAGAACAGUCGGGCGCUCAUUUGUUUGCCCUGUGAUAAGUCCAAAUGCGAGGAGCCCAAGCAAUGUACGGGCUCCGUGGUCUUGGGGAUCUGCGGCUGCUGCUCGGUUUGUGCCAAGCAGAAGAACGAGAGCUGCGGCGGCGUUUACGGUCUGUACGGGACCUGCGACCGCGGACUCCGGUGCGUGAUCAGACCCCCGUUAAACGGCGGCUCCAUCACGCAGUACGAGGUUGGAGUUUGUGAAGAUGAAAACUGGGAUGACGACCAGCUCUUGGGCUUUGAGCCAUGCAAUGAAAACCUGGUUACGGGCUGUAACAUCAUUGAUGGCAAGUGUGAAUGUGACAGUGUACGAACAUGCAACAACCCAUUUGAGUUCGCUAGCCAGGAAACCUGUCAGACAGCCCUGCAGAAGAUUGAAGAGGAAAGGCCGGACUGUUCUAAGGCGAGAUGUGAGGUGCAGUUUUCACCACGCUGCCCUGAGGACUCCAUAUUGAUUGAAGGCUACGCUCCACCAGGUGAAUGUUGCCCCCUGCCCAGCCGCUGCGUGUGCAGCCCAGCUGGGUGUCUAAGGAAAGUUUGCCAGCCCGGGCAUCUCAACAUCCUGGUGUCCAAGAGCUCAGGCAAACCCGGCGAGUGUUGUGAUCUCUAUGAAUGCAAACCAGUGUUCAGUGUAGACUGCAGCACAGUAGAGUGUCCACCAGUGAAGCCUGUCCAGUGUCCGGCAGACAGCUAUGAGACUCAGGUCAGACUGACAGCAGACGGCUGCUGCACCCUUCCUACAAGAUGUGAGUGUUUGCCUGGCCUCUGCACCUUCCCACAGUGCUCAGCAGGGACUUCCCCACAGGUCGUGUCCCGUGGUGAUGGAACACCUGGGAGGUGCUGCGAUGUGUUUGAGUGCGUCAACGAGACAAAGCCAGCCUGCACUUUCAACGGAGUGGAGUACCAUGACGGGGACAUGUUCAGGAUGGACGCCUGUCGCUUCUGCCGCUGUCAGGGAGGGGUGUCCGUAUGCUUCACGGCCCAGUGCGGCGUCCUCCACUGCGAACGCUACUACGUCCCUGAUGGAGAGUGUUGUCCUGUUUGUGAAGACCCGAUCUACCCAGUGCUCAAUUUAGCUGGCUGCUAUGUGAAUGGGCAGAUCCUGGCUCAUGGAGACCACUGGCGUGAGGACGACUGUACCUUCUGCCAGUGUGUGAGUGGAGAGGCCCGCUGUGUGGCAGCUGCCUGCGGCCACAGCUGUCUCAAUCCUGUCACUGUGCCCGGAGAGUGCUGCCCCGUGUGUGAGGAACCCACCUACAUCACGAUGGCGCCCCCUGCCUGCGGCUCACUUGACAACUGCACGCUGGUGGACAAGAGCUGCCCGUACGGCUUCCGGCUGGACUCCAGCGGCUGCAGGACGUGCAGCUGCAAGACACGAGAAGAGCUGUGCAGUGGUCUAAUUGCCAGCUGCACUCUGAAAUGCCCUUUUGGCUUCCAGACUGACAUUCACGGCUGUGAUGUCUGCCAAUGUCGACCGCGUCACAAGAAGUGCAAAGCCGUGGCCUGUGCCAAGGACUGCCCAUUUGGCUACAUUAAGAACAAGCAUGGCUGUGACACCUGCCGUUGUAAGAAAUGCCCUGAACUACCAUGUGACAAGUCCUGUCCAACGGGCUUCCAGCACGAUGAAUUGGGCUGUCUGAUUUGCCAGUGCAGAGAUCAGAGCUCGUCGUCUGUGGCUCCAGCAGUGAAAUUGGGCUCCUGCCUGUCUAUGGAUGGCCGCAGGCACGAGAACGGGCAGAGCUGGCACGACGGAUGCAGGGACUGUUACUGCCAUGCUGGGAGAGAAAUGUGCGCCCUUAUUUCUUGCCCAGUUCCCCCUUGUGAUAACCCCACCAUCCGACCCGGCCACUGUUGCCCUACCUGUCCAGAAGAGUCCAGUUCCCACAAGCCGGAGCUGAGCGAGGCGUCCGUGUGUUUGGCUCCGGGUGGAGAGUACUUUGUGGAGGGAGAAACGUGGAAUAUCGACUCCUGCACUCAGUGCACCUGCCACAGCGGCCGUGUGCUCUGUGAGACGGAGGUGUGCCCGCCCCUGCUCUGCCACAGUCCAAUCAGAACGCAGGAUUCCUGCUGUCCUCACUGUCCAGACGAUCCAGUCACACCUCAGACGCCCAGUAACGACAGCAUGCCCAGCUACUGCAGGAAUGAGGAUGGUGAUAUCUUCUUGGCCGCUGAGUCCUGGAAGCCCAAUGUCUGCUCCAGCUGUGUUUGUCUAGACGGAGCGAUCAGCUGCUUCUCUGAGUCUUGCCCGCCGGUCAACUGCGCCCGGCCCGUGCUCAGGAAGGGCCAGUGCUGCCCAUACUGUCUAGAUGCCACGCCAAGGGCCGUGUGUCAUUUCAAUGGGAAGACGUAUAUGGACGAGGAGCGAUGGGACAUUGACAGCUGCACUCACUGCUACUGCCUGCAAGGUCAAACCCUCUGCUCGACGGUCAGCUGUCCCGUCUUACCCUGCCAUCAGCCGGUCACCGUUGAGGGCAGCUGCUGCCCCAUGUGUCCAGAGAGUUACGCUCCCACAAAUGUACCCAUCGAGAAGACGGACCAACGAGGAGACAAGCAGAGACAUCAACCAGCCUGGCCGACUCAUAGCGAAAACGAUAUUAUGCCACAGUUUAGAGGUGACUUUGGAAGUCUACAGAUGCCCUAUCUGGACGGCAAGACCCCACUGCCCAGUGAGGAUGCCAGUCUGCACUGGGCCUGGGUGGCACUGCCCAUCCUAAUGAUGAUGCUCACUAUCGCCGCCCUGCUGUUGGUCAACCAGCGUAAGCAGUGGAUCCCAGUGCCUUGCUACCGCACACCCAAUAAGCCCACGUGUCUCAAUAACCAGCUGGUGUAUGUGGACUGCCAGAAGGGGACGAAAGUCCAGGUGGACAGCUCCCAACGCAUGCUCCGCAUUGCAGAUCCUGACUCAAGAUACAGCGGUUACUACAGCAUGCAGAAACACAACAACCUGCAAGCUGACAACUUCUACCAGACCGCGUGAGACCCAGGAGAGAGAGAGAGAGUGAGUGAACGAGAAAGAGAGAGACUGAGCCCGUGUUCAGCUGCCAAACCUUUGCGGCACAUGGACACCUACUAAAAAAACUGUAGAGAUGGACAAAGCCACCAAACCAAGUGGUCAGAGAAGAGACCCCGAUACCGAAUAACAAGUAUAAUAUUCACAUAAGUCACUCCAAGCAAAUCGAAAAAAUAUAUCACACGUCGACACCCGAAAGUCUCACCAGAAGAUGGAAGCCGCACCUAUGUAACCGAACCAUUACGGAGUGUGAUUGUUAAAUUGGAGAAGACUCUUCCAGAAUAUUUUUGUCAAUCAGAGGUAUGGUAGGUUGAGCAUCUUUUGUGUGUAAGCGUGAGAUUUCGUGGAUGUUCAGGCACAAGUUGAAGGUAGUCGUGAAGUCGAAUGAACAGUUUGGGGAUUAGGACAACUGGGGUGUUAUUUUCGUUUGUUUGUUUGUUUUCAACAAUCUUUUUCCUGCAUUCCUAACUUUUUUCUGUUGGAAAAGAGAGAAAUUAUUUUAGGAGUGAUAACUUUUUGACACAAGUGCUUGUGUGAACACUUAACGCUGAACCAAAGCUUCUCUGUCUACGAAACCUGAUGUGCCCAAACCGGGCGAGAGGCCGAGGAGGGACCUUCACUUCAUUGAGACAGAGGAGACGCUGGACUGUGUACGGAGCACAGCAGAGAGACGCGUAGAGGGAAAAAAAAAGAGGGAAAAUCAGACAAAAGAUAAUCUGUUGUUGCAACAGAUGCAUUUUUGUAGAAGAUGCUACUGUAAGAUUGUGAUUUCCCCAGUGUUGUGGGUGAGUUUGGCCAUUUUCUUUUCUCUUUUAAAGACAAAAGGAGGAAAACAGAGCAAGCUGCUCUGUGGACAUGGGUUCUUCCUGUUAAUGGAUGUGUGGGGUCUCUAUGUUGUAUUUCUGCUUACAUGUACGAGCAUUUUCCCAUUUAAUCAUACAAACACCAUUCGCUCUUUCUUCCACGACUAGGGGCAGACUGACACUCCUAGCAAAUAUAUAUUUUCCUGAAACGAAUCCGAGGAUUGUGAAGCGAGAUGCAGGAACAUAGCGAUAGUGGUUUGGAUUUGAGGCUAUGCUUUAAAAGUGCUGCUUUUUUUGCUUUGAUUCUUUAAACCUCGUUUUGUAGGGAUGAAAACCAGUAGUGAGGACUGUUUGCGUCUUUUGAGAAACAUUUGCCAAGAAAAACAGAAUCAAAGGGCCUUGUUCUUGGAAUGCAAGCAGAAUGGAUUUUGUGUAAAUCGCUCGUAAAAACAUUUACAUUUCAAACAUUUUGUAAUGUUUGUGUAAAUUGCUAACUAGGAGUGUAGCGGUACACAUAUUUGCAUAAAAAAUUUUCAGUUUAGUACUGUGCAAUGAUUAAUCGCAUCUAAAAUAAUAGUUUUUGUUUACAUAAUAUAUGUGUUUGCACUGUGUAUAUUUAUUGUGUCUAUUAAAUAUAUUUAUAUAUAAUAUUAACUGUAUCAAAAAUAUAUACAUGUAAUAAAAAUAAAUAUUUUCAAAAUAUAUACUGUAUGUGUGUGUAUUUCUAUAUAAAUAUAUAUAAAUAUACACAGUACACACAUAUAUUAUGUAAACAAAAACUUUUAUUUUGGAUGCGAUUAAUUGCGAUUAAUUGUUGCACAACACUAUUUUGUUUCGGUUUGUGUGUUUUAACCACUCCACAUGCAAUACUUCGUAUUUUGAAAGUCUGUAAGGUAUACAGAUACAUUUUCAAAUUAGAUACAGGAGAUAUUUUGAUAUGUCGAUAAAAUUAGCAAAUGCAUCUGAAAAAAUGUCCUAAACAUAAGACAUUAUAUUAAGCAUUUCAAACUUAAUCAGCAUAAAGUUUAAAGCUGUGUUCCCUCCUAUCAGAUGUGUGAUUCCUAAUGCGCUUGUUUUUGUCAACGCAUUACAUCUUUUACAGUUUUAUCUUUAUCUGUAUAUGUUAAAAGUCAUGUGAGUGUUUCCAUUUUUCCAGAUUUUGCUAAAAUAUUGUGCAAGCAAAAAAAAAAAUAUUUUAAUCUCUUCCCCCAACAGAACCAUAAAAUGCAGUGCAAAGAGUGUUACAGCCUGUUGUAACGGUAAUGGUACAUGUUAAAGACAAAGUUAUAUACCACUGUUUAAUAAAAUAGAAAAAAAGCAGUUUUAUUUUUUAUUUUUCACCAUGCUGUACCAAGACUUCAACCUUUUUUGUGUACUGUUACACUCCUACUUCUAGCAUUAUAACAUUUUUUUGUAUCUAAAACCAGUCUUGUCGUUUUAAAGGGAAAAUAGAAAUAAAUAUACAAAAAAUACAAAAUUGAUGGCAGUUUACCUAAUGACUUUUUUUCAGAAUUGCGUGAUAUAAGCUCGCAACUGUGAGAAAAAAAAAUAGAAUUGACUAUAUUUCGCAAUUCUGACUUUAUAACUCACAAUUGCAAGUUUAUAUCAUGCAAUUCUGACUUUAUAACUCCCAAUCUAGAAUUGUUUCUCACAAAUGUGAGUUUAUAUCUCACAGUUCUGACUUUUUCUCGUAAUUCUGACUUUUCUCAAAAUUCUAAGAUAUAAACUCAUAAUUGCGAGUUGUAAAAUCAGAAUUGCAUGAUAUAAACUUGCAGUUACUAGUUAUAAACUCAUAAUUGCAUGAUAUAUUCACAAUUCAGAUUUUUUUUUCUCGCAAUUGCGAGUUUGUGUCGCAAUUCUGACUUUUUCUCGUAAUUCUGACUAUUUUCUCAGAAUUGUGAGAUAUAAACUCACAAUUGCGAGUUAUAGUCAGAACUGCAUGAUAUAAACUUGCAAUUGCUAAAGUCAGAAUUGUGAGAUAUAGUCACAAUUCUGACGUUUAUCUCACAAUUUCAAGUUUAUAUCUUGCAAUUCUGACUUUUUCUUGUAAUUCUGACUUUUUUUUUCAGAAUUGUGAGAUAUAAACUCGCAGUUGCUAAUUAUAAAGUCAGAAUUACGAGAUUUUCUCACAAUUGUGAGUUUGUUUACCUAAGAGCAAUCUUACAAAUGAUUUCUAAAUACUAUUAGUUGAAUGAUUUACACAAAAAAGUUGUAAACUGUCUGCAGUUUACAUACGAAUGGUCUUGAAUGACUGCUUCAUACUAGUAGUUCUGCAAACUAUUUACACAAGUUUUAAGUUACCAAAAAUUUACGAAUGUUUUUACUAACAAUUUGCACCAACGUUAAGUUAUCUGAAAGUUACGUAAGAAUUGUCUUUACACAAAAAGUUGCAAGUUGUCUAGAAUUUAUUAGAGAAUGGUUCUACGAGCGAUUUACACAGAAAUUGCACCAGUGUUUUUAUGAAUGAGGUCUAAAGAUUGAAUGACUUUUGGUAUGGCAUCUGAGAGAAACAUAUACCGUUUUUGGAUAAAUGUUUUCCGUUUUCUUUAUUUGUACUGUUCACGAAACUGCCUCCUUUUCUGGAAGCUUUGAAACAUUAUUGAGGCACCUUUGUGUUCUAGUUUUCUAGCUGAGAAUGAAUUUGGCUUCAAAAAUCCAAAGCUAUUAUAGGAACAUUUAUGUACAUAUUAUUGCUAAAAUGAAAAGACCUGAAAUAUUAUGUGAGUAUAUAUGUAUGUGUGUAUGUAUAUGUGUUCGCAUGUACGUAUGAGUGCGCACAUACAAACGCACACGUACGCACACAUGACUUCUUUUCAUCGGUAAGGUUCUUAGUUUUCAUUUUCCUAAUGAAUGUAUUUAUGAUUGAGCAAAAUAAGAGAUUUAUCUAAUGGCAAACUGAUGAUGACGGGCAUUCCAUUGCCUUUUUUGUUUGGUGGUAAUUAAAAAAAAAAGCACAGACGAUGAUGAUGCAGAAAGAAAGACAAACAUCUCAUUCUAUCCUUAUUUUUGUGUGUAUUUUUUUUCCCGCUCGUUUUCUCGUAGAGCUUUGCUCAUUUGAACGUUUUGGGGCCCGUAAGAGUUACUCUGGCUUUGUUUAGACAGGCAAAAAAUGAGAUGCUUUGGCUCAUCCGAUUUGUUUUUUGUAGCGUGAAAUACCACAAGAAAUCUAAUUUUUACAAAUGACAGCGUGGACAGCCAAUUCUAAAGAUCAGAUUUUAAAAAAGGAAAAUGAAUUUGUGUACAACAAAGCCUUUGUUUCUGUACGUGAAGCAGUGUCACGUUGUCAUCUAUUGUGAUCUUACAGCUGAACGAUGAAGCUCUGGUUUCUUUGUUUCCUGUCAGGAGUCCCUUCAGGUGUCAGAACUACUGGAAUGUUGAUGGACAUAAGCUGUUGAAGU